This is a messenger RNA of Delphinapterus leucas (beluga whale), 1522 nucleotides long. The record is from RefSeq and is a predicted model, not a curated record. NCBI's taxonomy places the organism in Eukaryota, Metazoa, Chordata, Mammalia, Artiodactyla, Monodontidae.
CAGCCACUGGUGUCACGCUGAGAUUUCCUGGCGGCCAGGGUCACGAGAACAAAGCUUAAGUUCAUCUUGGCAUCAACCCCCUUGGAAAAGGAAGUCCCCUGUCGUGCGGUACCUCUGGGACUGGCCCGCUGCUGUCGCUGGAGACGGGGAAGGGGGGGCAUGACCAACGGCGGCAAGACCACACUGACCAACAGCCUCCUUAAGUCACUGCCCAACUGCUGUGUGAUCCACCAGGAUGACUUCUUCAAGCCCCAAGACCAAAUAGCAGUUGGGGAGGACGGCUUCAAACAGUGGGACGUGCUGGAGUCCCUGGACAUGGAGGCCAUGCUGAGCACCGUGCAGGCCUGGAUGAUCAGCCCCCGGAAGUUCGCCCGUGCCCACGGGGUCAGUGUCCAGCUGGACGCCUCAGACACCCACAUCCUCAUCCUGGAAGGCUUCCUUCUCUACAGCUACAAGCCCCUGGUGGACUUGUAUAGCCGACGGUACUUCCUGACCGUCCCGUACGAAGAGUGCAAGUGGAGGAGAAGUACUCGACGCUACAUGGUCCCCGACCCCCCCGGCCUCUUCGACGGCCACGUGUGGCCUAUGUACCAGAAGUAUAAGCGCGAGAUGGAGGCCAAUGGCGUGGAAGUGGUGUACCUGGACGGCAUGAAGUCCCGUGAGGAGCUCUUCCACCAAGUCCUGGAAGACAUUCAGAACUCGCUUCUGAACCGCUCCUAGGUGUGGCUGGAGAGGAGGGGCCCAGCCCCCAAUGCAGGGACCCAGACACAAUUCCGGCCACAGUACGGCCAGGCUGGCGGCAUCCCAGCCAGACACUGCGUGACCAUUUCCCUUUGGGGAAGUCUACAUAUGAGAGUGGAGGCCCCACUCACAGCCCAGCAUCUCAGGGCCCAGGCAUUCUGUCCCGAGAUGCUUCUGUAACCUCGAUGGCGGCUUACGUACUAAACCUGAUCCUGUUUUUUAAUCGUUGGGGUCCAGCCUGUUGUGUUCGAGGUGCUGAGAGGGACCCUCCUGCCCCAUCUCCUUGGUGCAUUGGUGGCAUCGGGGGGGGGCGACACCGAGGGCUCUGGGCAGUUACAGUCUCCACCUGUUGGAUCCAUGGCAAUGUGACCCUGGGUGGCUGCUUGAGGGUCUUUUGGUCUAGCUUCCUCAAAAGGGAAAUUUCCUGCCAGCUUUCAGAAAACAGCGCAGCAUGGCCCAGAGCAGGGGCUGGGAGGUCAGCCAAGCCUGAGGGUGCCCCUGACUCUUAGCUGAGCCCCGCUGUCACUGCAUCCCGGCGCCUCCUCCGUGACUGGAGCUGACACCUACUUCUCAUGACCCAGGAUGCUCGUAAGGACACACUCCCUGUCCCAGGAACCACAUCUCCCUGAGCCUUCCCUAGAAUGUUGGUGAGGCAGUUUAUCGUAUACACCCAUUUCACAGAUGGGAAGACUGAGGCUCAGAUAUGGUCAGUGGCUUGGGAGCUGGUAUUUGAACUCAGGUCUCCUCAGACCCUGUUCUUUUUGCCCAAGGGAGGUUGGAA